Messenger RNA from Pieris rapae (cabbage white), 8306 nucleotides. RefSeq lists its product as uncharacterized. The coding region runs from base 243 to 6161 and encodes 1972 amino acids. Gene Ontology annotation, cellular component: transcription factor TFIIIC complex. The transcript has 32 exons. Gene Ontology annotation, biological process: transcription by RNA polymerase III. Gene Ontology annotation, molecular function: protein binding. The record is from RefSeq and is a predicted model, not a curated record. Lineage: Eukaryota; Metazoa; Arthropoda; Insecta; Lepidoptera; Pieridae.
CCUUUUACAAAUAGAGGUUUAUAAACCACUGUUUUUAUUUUAGGACUACUGUAGAUAUUAUAAAUUUAUGCAGUACAAUAAUUAUGUAUGUGCUACAUUGAUUGUUUGUGUAAUUUUUAUUAACACUAGUAGUUUUGAAAGUUUAUUCGAACAAAUAAUAAAUUAGUUUUUAUGAAAACCAGUCAUCAAGAAAUGAUUAUGGUUUCUAAAUGUCAAUUUUGUGAGAAAAAAAAUAAUUAAAUAUGAGUUCUAAAAACAUGAAAAAACGAAAAGCAAAUCCAGUAUCAGAUAAUGAGACUCCUGAAGUUUUAGUAUUACCACCAAAAGCAUUAUUGGAUAAAUUUGGUAUUUCCCUUGGAGAUAUUGGCAAAUUUCUGGAUGUCCAGAAAUCAUAUUCUGAUGGUGGACCAUCAAACCAUGUAGUUAAAUUAUAUGGAAAUAGAAUCACUUCAAAUACAUCAUUGGAUAUACCAAAUUUAAAUUUAAAUGAUAGUUCUAUUAUGAAAACUGCGAGUUUAAUGAAAAAGUCAUUAUUUCUAAGCCCAACCUUCUCAAAUUCAAUAGAUUCAUCUCAAAGUGACGAUGUACCAUCAAUUGCUACAUCUCAUUUGGAGUUAAACAGCUCAGACCAUCAAAAUAAGAAUGUGUUAAAUAUUUCUACACCUCACUUAGAUUCAGAAUUACUAGCUACAAAUAAAAUUAAUGCUAAAAAUCAAGACACAAAACCAUUGCAAUAUAUUAAUGAAAACAAUGAAAUUCAUACAAAAUGUACGAAAAACACAAAUUACAGUAUAAGGGAAACAUCACCAAAUGAAGUCCUUGAAAGAUCUAACAAUUUGACUAUUAUUAAUUUAGAGGUUGCAAGUUUUGUACCAAAUGAAACUCUGACAAUAAAUAAUAGGACAUUAAAUGUUUCUAGUGGCCAAGAUAAUGUACAGCUAGAAUCUUUAAAAAAAGAUGAUGAAAGAAAUAUAAAAAGUAAUGUAAAUUUAGAAGAUAAGGUGAUUUCCACUCAAGAAAUUGUAUUCACUACUGAACAUCAUAGUAAAAGUCCUAAAAGACUCAAUAUAACAGAAAUGGUUUUUUGUAACAAUGAAACAAGCCCUCAGGAUAAAAAAAUAAUUGAAGAUAGUGAAAAAAAAAAUUUAAAAAGUCAAGUUAAUCCAACAGCAGAUUCCCAACAAAACAAUGAAAGAAUUUCUGAUAUAGAUAAACUAAAAUGCAGUGCUGUACAAAUUUUAGAUAUAAAUGAUUCUGUAACUAGAGUAGCAAUGGUUCUUAAGGAGUAUUUACAAAAUAAGAAAGAUGUGAAUGUUAAGCGUACUUUACAAUGUAAAUCUCAAAUUCAAGGUGUAGAAAAGCCUGGAGGAGAAAAGGAAUAUAAUUUUUUAAAACUUAAAAGAGAAAAACAUCCUAAAAUUUAUGCAAUUAAAGCUAGAAAAACAGUUUGUAAAGAAAUUCUUACUGAGAUUGUUCAACAAAUUACAUCAGAUUGUAACAUAAAUCUCACAGAUGAAGAAGAAGUGAAUGAAGUAAAGAUGUUUUGUGUUUGUUCGGAUUUUGGUUCCUUUAACUACUAUGAGGAUGAACUAGAACAUAUACAUUUUUGGGAAAAAAAGGAUACUAAAUGUUCGUUGGAUGUUAUUUUUAGUAUUUACUGUGAUGAUGAUACUAACUGUAUUAAUAAUCAAAAUUCAUAUAAAGAAGGUGCAAAUGAUAAGAGUGAGUGUGAUUACAUUUGUAUUAAUGAAAAAAUAGAAUUCAAAUCAAAUGAGAGCCAAAACAUAUUGGAACCAACUUUAAUUGAAAUUGAAGUACCAAUUUAUAACGAUAGUCAAAUGACAAAAGAAAUUAACAAUACUGUUAACAAUACUUCAGACGAAAUCAACAAUUGUGAACUACAAGUAAAUAAAUCUUCGAAAAUGCAGGAUAUGGCUGAGGUAUCGCCAAAGGCUACUCGAAAACAGAAAAAAAGAAAAACUGAGCGAGAUGUUUCUGAAGAUAGUCCAAAAACAAAGAAGGCAAGAAAAACUGAUGUGCAUCAAGAAACUGAUACUAAAAAUGGUUCCGAAAAAUUAAGUCAUGUAGAUGACUUGCCUAAAAUAAUUGCAGAAGUGCCUCAUAAAAAAGAAAAACCCGAUGUUACAUGUGCUGUAUGUCACAAAAAUAUCGCUGAAUCGAAGUGGUAUGAACAUGUCGCAAGAAAACAUAGUUACUUGGCCUGGAAGGAAGGCGACGUACCUUUGGAUGUUACAAGUGCAAAGGAAGUUAAGGAACAUCUAUCACAAAUGUUGGUCAAAUUCGAUGUUUUGGUUUGUGGUAAAUGUGGCUUAGAGCGAAAUGACAUUAGUAAAUAUUUGAGCCAUGUUAAUAGCUGUAAUGGAGAAUCGGCCCAUUUCCAGGCCCCUUUAGACGAGUCGGAUCCUCCGAUGAGCUUAGGCGUUGUGAAGUGUGCUGUGUGUCAGAUGGAAGUCUCCCAAUGGUACAAUCAUAUUGGCUCUGCUCACAACUAUCUCGCCUUUAAAGAGGGGGACAUGCCAGUGAAUUUCACUGAUGAAGAUGAAGUGCGCCAACACUUAGCGGCGAUAGCUAAGGAAUAUAAUGGAUUGAAGUGUGUAAAGUGCGGCUGUCGACGGCAGUUUGUAAAGGCCUAUUUGAGUCAUGUGAAAACAUGUGACGUUCAGCCGGAGCCUAGUUUCGAUAACUCAAUAAGCUCUGUAAAGUGUGGAGUCUGCCAAGAGGAGAUAUUAGAAGAUGCAUGGAUACAGCAUAUUGAGCAGGAGCACAAUUAUUUGGCGUGGGAAGUAGGCGAAACUCCUUUAGAUCUUAACGACCCAGAAGCCGUACACAAUCAUUUGUAUAAAAUAUCGAAGCAAAUAGACAGUCUGGUUUGCACGAAGUGUGGAGUCAAACGGAAGUACGUUAAAGGGUACCAAACACAUUUCAAUCAGUGCACUUCGGUAACUGGCUAUACACCUGACAAAAAGCGAUAUAGCUAUAUACGAAAAAAGAGGGAAACGUUUAUUCAAAGUUUUGAUGAGUCAAGCACAGUAUCGUGUGGUGUGUGUGGUUUGGUGAAAAGUGAAACUGAAUGGCUGGAACAUAUUGAACAGGAGCACCAAUAUUUGGCAUGGAAAUUUGGUGAAUCGCCUAUAGACUCAAAUAAUACAAGAGCGGUCUCGGGCCAUUUGAAUAAUAUUUUAAAAUAUUAUCCCGAUGGACUCCUUUGUACUAAAUGUGGGAAGCGACGGAAAUGCGUCAGAAUAUUUUUGAGACAUAUAGAAUCCUGUCGGGUGAAAUCAGAAGACAAUAAAUCCAGUCUGAAUGAAACUACCUUGGAUACGAGUGUGUCAAACAGUGUGGAGGACAGCGUCAUAGAAGGGAGUAAUGUGACGUGCGGUGUGUGUAAGCAAGAGAUAGCAGAAGAGCUUUGGUUCCAACACAUUGGCGACGAACAUUAUUAUUUAGCCUGGAAAAGUACUGAAGAGCCAUUGGAUCUCACUGAUACAAUAGCACUACGAGAUUAUCUGUAUAAUAUUUCGCAGAAACAUGGGCAGCUAACCUGUAAGAAAUGUGGUAUUAAACGUAAAUAUGUUAAAUCAUUUCUAGCCCAUAUUGAACAUUGUGAUUCCAGUAUAAGUAUAGGACAUAUAUCAGAUACAAGUAUGAAUACGAGUUUUCAAGAAGAAGACCCAAGUCCUGAUGCAAUAAUUAAAUGCGGUGUGUGUCAGAAAGAGAUGGAGAAUAGGAAGUGGGAGUUCCACAUUCGAAUACACAAUUAUGUAGCGUGGAAAGAAGGUCAACAGCCAUUAGAUACGAACGACGAGCAAGCGGUUUAUACGUAUCUAUAUGAUUUGUCAAAACUCUAUGACGGGUUAACCUGUGCCAAAUGCAACAUUAAGAAGAAAUACGUGAAGGCCUACAGGGGACAUGUUGCCACAUGUCAGGGAAAUUUGGACGUCGAGUCUGUUUUAGAGAGUCAGGGAAAUCGAGAUACUUACGAGUGUGCAUUAUGCCACGAAACGGGUCCGAUGAAUACAUUCAAAUCUCACGCGAUGAAGGAACAUUAUAAUGUGGCUUGGAUGGUUGGAGACAUACCAAUUGACGUGAAAACUACGUCAUCAGUUGAAAGAUAUUUAAAAGAGUACCAGAAAAGUCAUAGCUCGUUAGUUUGUAAUAAAUGUGGAUUGACAAGAGCGUCCAUCGCCGGCUUCUUUGCUCAUGUCGUACAGUGCGAGCGUACGGAAGAAGAAAUGGAAAUGUACAAAAGCGUAUGUGAAAUUUGCAAUACUAAGUAUCUGGGUGUGUACAAACACACACACAUGGCGAUACAUCGUAUGGAGGAGGCCAAAAAGAAGUUGGCAGAUACAGUUCCGGUUGUCGCCAAGGAACUUGAUGUAAGCGGAAAACGGCGUGCGGCUCAGAAAGCAAAAAAUGUCAUCAAGAACAUCAGCGAUGUCACGGGCAAAGACAACGAUGAAGACGUAGACGAUGAGGGUGAGUACAAAUGCCCUGAAGACUCUUCUAGCAGUGAAUCAGAGGAGUCCGGAGUUUCUGAGACUGAAGAUCAACCAGAAACAGAUGUGGAGGAUCUUUCGGAUACAGAAAGUAGGAUUAGGAAUAGGAAAUCAACAUCAACAUUUUCAACUACCAACGACGAUAGAAUUCCAUUUAAUGUUAAAGACCCUUUUGCGUACAUAGCGAAAAGUUAUAAGGACUUUACCAAUACACAUUUAACUUCAAAUACUUUAUUCCCGCAAUGGUUAAGCUGUGAAUAUGAAUUGGUAUCGGAGAAAGAUUUACCAAAAUAUAUGCCGCCUUUCACCGAGUCCUGUAAAGUUCAAAUCUGUUCAAAGAAUGUUUCGACAUAUAAAGUGUUUGAAGCGAGGGCUGAUAAAGGUGUCAGUAUGUUCGUGGGAGCCAGUGUUAAUAAUAUUUCGUGGGUGCCGUGUAAUGAGCAGGCUCACCCAUACCUAGCUGUCAAUUGUUUCAACGGGACUGACGCGCCGCGGAUUGACGCAACGGAGCUGAUAGCGCACUCCGGCCUAAUUCAAAUAUGGGACUUUAAGGAUAUGCAAAAGGUGCCAUCGUUCGUGUUUGGUAUAGCCCACGAUUUUGGGACUGUUUGGGCAAUGGACUGGUGUCCUUCAGGCGCCUGUGAGCUUUUGCCUGAAAACCCUGACAACACCUUCGUAAGGCUGGGCCUUUUGGCAGUCGCCUGUUCUAAUGGAAUAGCCUACAUUUACUCAGUACCGCAUCCAACUAUUGUGAAUACUGACAAAAUGAUGUAUAAAUUAAAACCAGUGGCCGAGUUGAGGUUGUUUCGAGAUGUGAAUAAAUAUGCCCAAGCCACAGCGGUUAAUUGGUCCAUGCAAAAGGGUCACUCAUGUAUAAUAGUCGGAUAUUCCAAUGGUAUGAUAGCGAUGUAUGAUUUGGAAUGCGAUUCCCCUUUGUUAUCGUGUGAGGAAGAUGGUGUUCGAGUAUUUUAUCCAUUCCACGACGAACGAUCUCAUAACGUGUGUGUAACGGACGUGAAAGCAUUCAUCUCCGGUUCGGAUAUACGCGGAACUGUGAGUGCGUCCUCUUGCGGUGUGACGGCGUCCAUUGCUUCGGGGCGCCAGCACGUACCACUAACCGCUGAAAGCCUCGUGGUCACACCGCAUUGGCCGUCCACAAUACUCGCGGGAAACGCUGGCAUUGUAACCCAAGCAGUAAACGAGUUAGAAUGGUGGGGUCACGGGCGUCGUCUAGGCUCUAUGAGCACGGCGUGUGGGUGUAUUAUCUGUGGACGAGUCGCUGCCUACAUACCGCCUCUUGUCAAAACGAUGUUAGUGCAUCCACUGUACAAUGAUAAGAGAGACAUUCAAGUUAAGGCGACGAUAGAUUUAAUGUCACUAGAAGAGAAAUCAGAAAGUUCUAGAGGCAAACUGGAACCAGAGAGUUAUGAAGAGGUGAUCAAAAUGUAUGGAAUAAAAAUAGAAAUUGCAACGAACUUAAAAAAGCAUGAAAAAAGCCAGAAUAUAACCAAGCCGAAGAAUCGUAACGCGGAGCGGUACCCUCUAGCAGAUGUCACUUCCGUUUCCUUCUGUACCGUCCCCAAACAUCACAAACGAUUGGCUAUAGCAACGCAUGGCGGUAUCAUCUUCGUCAUCAACACGUAAUUAACAUACUAAGGCAGUGUUGGCACACUGAAGUGCGACUAUAAUGUGGUUCCCUACCCUUGUUUUGUACCAAUAGAUCUAUGUGCAUUUAACACUCGCUCGAGUGAAUUAAUCGUGGGUGAAUAUGUCAGAUAAAGAAGGGAUAUCACCUACUUGCUUAUUAGAGAUCAAUAAACAAAUACAGAAGUCUUUAACGCCAUGACUUAAAAGGUUGGCGCCACUGAGUUUUUUCAACUCGCUUCACUGUGAAUAUAUUUAUAAUAAGGUUGUCGGAAUGUUUAUUGUUAGUAACAUUUUCUUUAGUGUAAAGCUACAUUAUAUAACAUUUGGAAAUUAUUGAUGUCAAGAAAAUACCACCAUUAACUUUAAAUGUAUGUAUUGGUACCUAGUACUCCAAAGAUGAAUAUUUACUAGCUUUUAAGUGCUGUCUCAAUUAUUAGAAAUUGUUCAAGAGAUAUGGACUCGUAAAUAAUGCAUUUUGAAUAAUUAAUAACAAUGGAUCAUAUAGACCGGAUGGCUUUAUUUAUUAUAUAAUAGCGGCCUAUCCCGGCUUAUUGCUCGACAGUUUUUUUGCGAAUAUUUGUAAAUAAAUAUAUGUUAUAUAGAGAGAAUGCAUUCGGUAUUAUACAAUGGUGAAAUAAUUUGAAAAUUGUGUUUUCUGUGGUUAUUCGUCACAAACAUCGGAUCUCUUCUUGUCUCUUUAUUUGUAUAUAUAUAAUAAAAACUGUGUUCUUAUUUUUAUAGUAUGGUCUAUAGUUCAUUGCUAUUCCGAUAUUUCCUAUAUGUCAAAAAAUUUAAUUCGACUGAAGAUGUUUACGAAUUUGUAUCAAAAUAAAGUUAACAAUUUAAAGACAAAAUAGGGAUAAUUCAUAAUAGUCGAUUUUGAAAUAAAAAAAAACACUUUUUUUUGCAUAGGGCGUUGUUACCUUGCUUAUCAUUUGAAGUGACAACCAAGUAUUUUCAUUAUACCAUUCUAUGUUGCCAUAAAAAUAUUACAAACUGAUUAUCAAUUUAUUACGUAUUUAAUGUCUUCUGUAUUUGUUAGCACAAGCAGCUUUGGGCAUCGCUCGCGUAGGUUAAUAUAUUUACAGCUAAAUUUAACCAUCAAACAAUACUAGCUUUUAGCUAGGUAGGUUGGUGAAAAUGAUUAAAAAAUAAUAGAAAAUAGUUUGUAUUAUUCCGAUAAAUAUUAUUCUAAAUGCAUUUAUUUACCUCUGCUAUCGCUUGUGUACAAUGUGUAUGAUAUUUAAUUUAUUUGUAAAUAUUAUCGCCAGUAAUUUAUAAACAAGACGCUUAUACAAAAUUGAAUAAUGCUAUGAAUUUUAAGCGACUUAUAAGCCUUGUUAAAUAUUUCGGUUUAUAAAAAUUAAAUAUUAUGAUUUAGCUUUUUCGUACUAAAAGUACAAGAAAUUAAAAUGGGCACAAAUUCUAGUGAGAUGCGUUGUCUAAUUAAUGGUUUCGCGCCAUUUUCUAGGAAAAUAAUGUUUUUAGUUUUACAGUAAUUGAUUUGCGUAUUAUGUACUUGCAAAUUGAAAAUAUGGAAUACUGUCGAUUAUUUAAAGAACCCAUUAUAUUAUAUAUUUUUACGUUCUCCAUUGUAUUUUCGUGAAUAUUAUCUAUUUUUUAAUUAUUCAUGAUGUACAUUUUAUAGCAGUAGAAAAGUUUUUUUGUUAAUUUGAGAUAUUUAACUGACAUUUCUGUAUGUAGCAAAGAGUAAUUAAUUGCGGCUUCAAAGUUGAAUUGCUUCAGUCCAACUUAUAAACAUAAUAUACACACACCAAGAUAUUUUAUAUGAAAUAUAACUAAAAAUAUUGCCAAGGGUUGUUACAUUUUGUAUUCAUAUUAAAAAAUAAAUAGAAUUUUUCACACAAAACACGACAGAACUUGGAUAGAUGCCAGUUUAUAAAAUCAACUGCAUUGAAGUGUUUAGAAAAUAUUAAAAGUAGUUUUAACCAUUGUAAUAAUAAUAAAUAACGAUAAACACAUUUAAACAGUUUUAGCUGGAACAUAAGGAUUAACUAUAUUUAAGGUUAUGUAAAGCAACUCAUAUUGUCUAAUUAUAAUAAAUCCAUAUAUCGGAUAUCAGUGAUAUUAAUAUAUUUAUGAAUAGUGAUGGUUAUGCUUGUUGCCUAAUAAAGUUUUUAC